Messenger RNA from Capsella rubella, 1046 nucleotides. RefSeq names its product heme oxygenase 4, chloroplastic. Gene Ontology annotation, biological process: phytochromobilin biosynthetic process; heme oxidation. The record is from RefSeq and is a predicted model, not a curated record. NCBI's taxonomy places the organism in Eukaryota, Viridiplantae, Streptophyta, Magnoliopsida, Brassicales, Brassicaceae. Gene Ontology annotation, molecular function: heme oxygenase (decyclizing) activity.
AUGCCUACAGCAAGACUCAAUGCCUCUUCCUACUUCCCCGUAAUCAAAAGUCUAGACAUCGAGAGUUAUGUCAGUCUGAGGGCUAAGACCGUGACAAUAAGGUAUCCCCGAACCAUAGCCACUCCUCGUCAACAUCUUGUCCGAAGAGCAAACGAAGCUUCGACUUUGGUUGUGAAUGCUAUGGCGUCAGUAGAGGAUAAGCCAACAAAAAUAUAUCCUGGAGAAACUAAGGGGUUUGUGGAGGAGAUGAGGUACGUGGUAAUGAGACUGCACCCGAGAGCUCAUGCAUCUGAAGGGAAAAAAGAUGGUCCUGUAUCACCGUGGAGUUUCACAAUCGAAGGGUACUUGAAGUUUCUCGUGGACAGUAAGCUUGUGUUCGACACGCUUGAAACAAUUGUUCACGAAUCUACUGUCCCAGCUUAUGCCGGGCUAAAAAAUACGGGAUUGGAAAGGGCAGAGAACUUGAGAAGGGAUUUGGAGUGGUUCAAGGAACAAGGUCACGAGAUUCCGGAGCCAAUGGCUUCGGGUAAAACAUAUUCUCAGUAUUUAAAAAAUAUAGCAGAGAAAGAUCAUCCAGCAUUAAUCUGCCACUUCUACAACAUCUACUUUGCUCAUAGCUCCGGUGGUCGAAUGGUUGGGACAAAGGUAUCUGCGAAGAUACUCGACAAUAAAGAACUCGAGUUCUACAAAUGGGACGGCCAGCUUUCCGAGUUGUUGCAGAACGUGGGUCAAGAAUUGAACAAAGUUGCUGAGUUGUGGACGAGAGAAGAGAAGAAUCAUUGUUUGGAAGAGACAGAGACAUCGUUCAAGUUAUAUUGGGAGAUUUUUAAUUACUUGUUGCCCUAAUUUGUGUUGACCUUUCUAAUUAUGUAUGUACAAGUCUCUCUUUUUUCUCUUUGAUUGCUUGAUAAUUUGUGUUGACCUUUCUGAAUACUUCCUUAGUUGUUUCUUUCCCACUCUCACGUUUGUAUGAACUAAACUGAUCCAUCUUUCUAUUAAAGAAUGCAUAUAAAACAAGAAUAAAGGGAGAAAAUAGUUUUUCUUUC